CACAUCUCUGCAUAUAACAGCUAAAGACACAUACGCAUUAGCAAGGCGCUGGUAACCCGCACGACAGAUUGAAUCUGAGUACAUAGUGCAUAGGCUGAAAGAUCUCCCGACCCCACAUACCGAUAAGAUAGACCCCUCGCGGGGAAACGAUAUAAACACCACCCCAUACAACUCUCUUCCAUACUUCAUACAGCACAAAUAUGCGUUCAAAUUUCUAUCCUUUUCGCCCGAUACCCCAUGAGGAAGUGCUGAAGCAGUAUUAUGUCGGAAAAGAUAUCGGAGAUGUACCGAAACCGGCCGUCGUGCUCGACGUGGCGAUUAUCAAGAAGCACUGCGAGCGAAUGUUACAGACUGUCAAGGCGCUCGAUGUCGGUUUUCGGGCACAUGUGAAGACUCAUAAAACAACACAAAUCGCCCAGUUACAAGUCGGCCACGGCAACGAGGACGCCAAUUUUGUCGCGUCUACAGUACUGGAGAUUGAAUGGCUUGCUCUGUUACUCAAGGAUUUCAAGAUACAGAGUCGUCGAUUCAACAUUCUCUACGGAAUUCCUCUGGUACCAUCGCAGACGACUUGGUUGGCAAAGAUUGCCCGCGAACUCGGUCCCGGAAGCGUUUCGGUUAUGAUAGACCAUCCGGGUCAGAUUGAAUAUCUCAAGGAUUUCCAGUUGGAAGCAGGCUUUUCGGCCCAUGUGUUUGUUAAGGUUGACUGCGGCUACCACCGAGCGGGAUUGCCUCCGGCGAUGUUGAACAAGAACGGAUUACUGGAGAAGCUAGCGGAAGCAGAAAAAGAGGGCUAUGCUGUUAUUCUCGGGGUCUACUCCCAUAAUAGUCUUAGCUACGGAGGGAGCACACCAGACGAAGCGAUGGAAUAUUUAACCGCGGAAAUCGUUAGCUGCAGAGAGGCUAUCAAACACAACUCCCAUCUUUUGUCGGGUAGAGAGCUGGUGAUCAGUGUCGGAGCUACACCGCAGGUGGUUUCUUCGAACAACCUCUUGGGAAGUCCGUCUAGCUCAGCGGCAGAGAAGUUGAAGAAUCUGCUGCACAAUCCAUCCGAGUCUAGUAUUCCUGUCAAAGUCGAACUCCACGCCGGUGUUUAUCCAGUUCUCGACAUGCAACAGUUUAGCACUAAUGCUAGACAUUCUGCCGGCAAACUGGAAGAGGAAGUCGCAAUUUCCGUUUUAGCUGAAGUAUGCAGUCUAUACAACGAUGGAGAGCGAUACAAACCAGAAGCCCUUGUCGCAGCGGGAUCCUUGGCUCUAGGACGAGAACCAUGCAAAGCGUACCCGGGAUGGGGAGUUGUUAGCGACUGGAGACGGGAGCCGGGAAACUCGAGGUUGAUCGUCGAACGAAUCAGUCAGGAGCAUGCGAUUCUCGCAUGGGAAGAUGGCGGAAGUGGCGAGAUACCGUUGGAAAUCGGGCAGUCUGUGCGGGUCUAUCCAAACCAUGCAUGUGUGACUGGGGCAAUGUACGGGUGGUAUUUGGUCGUGGACUCGAGUGAGGACCGGGAUGCUUCGAAGAUCGUGGAUGUAUGGGUACGAAUUGGGGGUUGGUAGAUGAAUUUCAGCUGUAUAUUUUCGAUCGGGCAUACUACCGAUACAUGAUCGUCUUACUUCAAGUACUCAAAGAGUAGAGGAAACAGGAGAGGAAGGAGUAGAGUAGAGAGGAGAAGUCUCAUAAUCUAUUUUUGCGCCUAACCUAGGAG
Molecule: messenger RNA, 1702 nt
Organism: Aspergillus glaucus CBS 516.65
Lineage: Eukaryota; Fungi; Ascomycota; Eurotiomycetes; Eurotiales; Aspergillaceae
Exons: 2
Coding region: 201-1553 (450 amino acids)
Biological process (GO): D-serine catabolic process
Molecular function (GO): D-serine ammonia-lyase activity
Source: RefSeq, a predicted model, not a curated record